CGUUGCACCGAGCGGCCGUUCUCCUGCUGUGCUCCGACAGAGUGACUUUUCAGCCCAGGCGUUCCCCCAAGGUGCAAGGCGUUGCAGGUCUCGGCGUGUCUUUCCGGCAUACUGACCCUGUGCCCACCGUCGUGACCAGUCGCUGGACGUCCUGGCCUUUCGUCCGCCACCUGCGCUCCCGAUACCAUGGGCGAUGAACAGGGCUCCGGUGGCGAUGAAAACUAUUACCCUGUCGCUCCUGCUGGCCAGGCGAACUCUACCGCAGGGCUCGCCGACGCUGCCCCAGUGGCACCCGCAGCGCUGGUUCCAGCCACGGAGACGUCAGCCUUCCCACUCCUGGUCGGCAUCGCCGCAAUCCUAACAGUGGGCGUGAUCGCCAUCGCUCUCACUUGGUAUCUCUUGAAAGAGACGCCAGCCGUAAAGGAGCCGCCGAAACCACUGACGAUUACUAAGAAGUUGACACCAGUGCCGCCCACGUUGCCGCCCACGUUGCCGACCCCGUCGCCGGCCGCUUUGCCGACCCCGUUGCCGCCCACGCUGCCACCCGCGUUGCCGACGACAGUUGCACCAGUCAUAGGAGGGCCGCCGAUGAUAUGCACGAACAACAUUGACAAAUUCUCACUGGUCUCAGUGCUACCUAGUGACGGCCUAUGUGACCAGAUAUACCUAGACUCUGUGUGCAGAAAGUCGCCCUGCAACACAGGUGCACAGUGGACCGUCACAGGAGUGAUAAAAGACUUUCUCGAAGUUGCUAAUGCGACAAGAACCAGCAACAAGAGAACAAGGCUGGGCCUGGCUUUCGACUCUCAUGCCAGUCACAACUUAUUGAUAUUCAGCAAUGGUGUUAAAAGGAAACAAAUUAUUGAGGAUCUGUGGAGCGCUUACAACUGUUCCCACUAUGCAUCUCUUCAAAACAACAUCCGUGCAUUUAGCGACCCGGACAAGGCAUCGGGACUAUGGAACCCAUUGCUGUCCUUAAGAAGGCACUUGGAGAGCCUUAGUGGAGUGCAAGACGAUUUCGGGUUGGUGCUGGGUGUCACAAGUACGGACAUACCAAGUAUGGUUGAGAAAGUGCUUGAAGACUACAACAGAAUGCCCCCGUCUUUGACUAAUUUUAUUAUCAUCAGCCACACAUCGUUCGACAACUACGCCUUGCCACCUUACAAUGAUAAAGCAAGCUUUGAUUUGACGAACUGUUAUAUUGUGCCACCCACUAUACAUAAUUACAGCAGCCACUACAACCAGACCUACUACGGCACUUUGGAGGACUCGUCGACGUUCCUGCAAGAACUUCUAACUGCAUCCCUGAAGGUUCCAGUAUCGGUGUCGGUGACGUUAAAAGGCCGCUGGUUUACGUCAAAUGCGCCCAUAGAAGAAAACAGGGAGAUUUUCAAGAAGUGCGCGAAACUCGAGGAAACCACGGAUGCACCACCGGACUCUGUCUGCGAUUCCAACAUUCAAGGCAACUACUUCUAUAACAAAAACUAUGAGUCGGCAUUUUUCAACGACAGUACUCGAGUCUUUACAUUUGACACGGAAGAGGCACUGAGGGCUAAGAUGUGUGCCUACAAGGAAAGAGUAAAAAAUUUAAAGUUCAGCUUCGCCGUGUACGACAUUGAUGCCGACCAGAAAGACACCGCGUGCGAUAAGGUCAAAUACACGGGUCAAUACAAGAGGCUGAAUCUGCUCCGCAAGCUGAUCAACUUCAUGGAGAAGUACACCAACAAGAAGGACUGCGAAAGUGUAUCCUAGCAAGUGUUUCCAGUGGCUGUGGUGUGUGGCGAAGGGAAACGACCUGAUGCCUGAUCGUCGACUACGAUUAGUGCUCAAGACUGCACUUUUUUGUGUUUAUAUACCUCUCCCGUUUAUAAUGUGACUACCCUAUAUUAUUUCA
Molecule: messenger RNA, 1894 nt
Organism: Dermacentor albipictus
Lineage: Eukaryota; Metazoa; Arthropoda; Arachnida; Ixodida; Ixodidae
Source: RefSeq, a predicted model, not a curated record